UCAUCGUUGCACGAGCAUCGUCAUCGAAUUGAUUCGAAUCGUCGCUUUAGACGACGAAGACUAUAAUCGCACGAAGCUUAAUUAAUAAAAAAGAAACGGAGGAGGAGAAGAGACGAUAAAAGCCUUUGCGUUCGCUUUUUCGUGUUCGAAUAAGUACGAUCGUCGCGAGAGGCGCGUGAAGCAGACGCGUAAGAAAGUCCCUAGAUUUUUCGUGGCGGUUACGCGUGAUUUUCAUGAGCGGACCGCGGCCAACUCCCGCGGCGCGAUUAGCGUUUCGUGCGGCGGAGAUCCUCGAUCGAUCUCCCGUCUCUCCGAGGUCAUUGGGUCAAAUCGGGGCUGUGCGGUUCCUCUGUUCGAAAAUAUCCCCCUCGAUCCUCCCCGUCCGCCGCGGCCAUCGGACAGUCUCGCUCCAAUGUGCGCACGCGCGGAACGAACAGCAGAGCUGCGCGCGCUCUCCGUUUUUCUCGCUCGCUCUCCAUCUUUCUCGCGCCCAUUCUCCGUCUUCCUCACUCGUUCUUCUCGUUCGGCGCGGUCACGUGGCGAAUAUGCGCGUGGGGAGGAAAGUCCUAGUUUUCGAGAACAGCUGAUAGGGGAAAACUACGAUAGUUUGAGGUUCGCAAAACAAAGAGGAUCGAUCGUGAUCGUCCGAGAUCUGUUCGUUUCGGGCGAGUGCCCUGCACCCUCCGCGUCCCUCUUUCUCCUCAGACAACGUUUAUCUCAUUAUACCCGCGGGGAUGUGAAGGAGGAUCGCCGGCACAGGAUUCCCGUCAGCUGUAUUUUCCGCAUCUCGUUCUCCUCUUCUCUCCAGUACGCGACCCAUACGUCCCUCUCAUUCCAAGCGCAGAAAGUGCAGACGCGGCGCGGUCCAAAACUGAAACUUGUUCUGAAGACGAUUUAGUAACGGCACGCGUGAAUCGCGAGAGAGCGAGCGAGGAAUUCAUUACAAAACGAAGCCCGCACUUGUGACAAAGUCGGUCUGCGCGAAGAUGGAAGCAAUGGACACGACCGCGAGCUCGCAUCCGAGGAGAAUGCAGAACAGUUAUGAGGACGAAGAGGAACGAAAGCAUUUCCAAAGGAUCGUUUCCGCGUUCAGAUAUUACAAACCACACUCCUUGCAGAGGGUAAGAAAAACGGAGUCUUAUCUUCUCAGUCUACCACCACAUCAUCAGAAGUUUUUACGAAAGUAUAAAGAACAUCUGCAAGAGGUUAAACGUUGCAUUGAGAACAACGAUCAGAUUAUAAAACUCAUAAUAAAAGAUGUAGCUCAUAUAUUUGAAAAUGUUUGCCCGUCUACUGCACAAGUUGAUGGCGCGUUAACUCUGAGGCCUGUGAUGUCUGACCAAGAGAAGGUACAAGCCACCAUUAAACAAUUGGUACGGGACUGGAGUGUGCAAGGUACCGAGGAACGGAAGGCAUGCUAUCAGCCAAUCAUAGAUGAAAUAUUAUGUCAAUUUCCAUCGGAACAUUGUACACCGUCAGACGUACAUAUUUUGGUACCUGGUGCAGGUUUGGGUCGACUCGCCUUUGAAAUUGCAAAGCGCGGAUAUACUUGCCAGGGGAAUGAAUUUUCCUUGUUUAUGCUGUUUGCAUCAAAUUUUGUAUUGAAUAAAUGUAGAGAUAUAAAUUUGUAUCAUGUACAUCCAUGGGUACAUCAAUAUAUGAACAACUUGAAACCCGAGCAUCAGACGCAAGCGGUUUCCUUUCCUGAUGUGAGUCCGAGUGAUCUUCCAGGAACUGCGCAGUUUUCUAUGACUGCGGGUGACUUUUUAGAGGUAUAUACUGAAAGUGAUCAUUGGGAUUGCGUCGCAACAUGUUUCUUCAUAGACUGUGCUAAUAAUGUCGUCCAAUUCAUUGAGACAAUUUACAAAAUCUUGAAGCCAGGUGGUGUCUGGAUAAAUCUCGGACCGUUGCUCUAUCAUUUCAGUGAUUUGCCGAAUGAGGAGUCAAUUGAGCCGAGUUAUGAAGCCAUCCGCGAAGUUAUUCUAGGUUUUGGCUUUCAAUUGGAGAAGGAAGAAACAAAAGUGAAAACGCGUUAUGCUCAAAACAUUAACAGUAUGUUACAGUGCGAAUACAACAGCGUGUAUUUUGUUUGUCGAAAACCUAAUGAAGAUAUAGAUGGUGCAAAUCACAAUCAGAAUGGCGAUGAAACUAACAGUGCACAAGAGCAAGAGAACUGAACAAAUUGUGACCUCUUUCUUUUACGAAGAAAAA
Pogonomyrmex barbatus (red harvester ant) is the source of this 2211-nucleotide messenger RNA. Its product is annotated as protein-L-histidine N-pros-methyltransferase CARNMT1. NCBI's taxonomy places the organism in Eukaryota, Metazoa, Arthropoda, Insecta, Hymenoptera, Formicidae. Gene Ontology annotation, molecular function: carnosine N-methyltransferase activity. The record is from RefSeq and is a predicted model, not a curated record. Gene Ontology annotation, cellular component: nucleus; cytosol. Gene Ontology annotation, biological process: carnosine metabolic process.